UGACUCCCACAAAAUUAUUCUCAAACAGUCGCAAUGUCUCGUGGGAUCAACUUGGAUGCGGAUCUGGACGUGGUCCAAGGGGGGGACACCAAUUCGGUGGCCACCACGGCCACUUUGGAGGAGAGGCCAGGAAAGCCCAAGGUUCGGUUCUUCAGCAUUGGGCCGAAUACCUCCCAAGUGCGGUGUCCUCUGUGCCACAAAAAUGCCAAAAUCGAAACCAUUGAUAUGGGAGGAUGUUUCAGUCAACUAACCUGCCUGCUCUCCACCCUGUCACUUUGUUUCCCUAUCUUUGCCCUGGCCUGUGUCUACUACAGCUGCCUGCAGGGACGCCUGAAAACCAAACGCGCUUUCUGCAGCAAAUGCGGCGGACACUUGGGCUUCCACUGGCGUCCAGUCUAGUGGUUCGUCACCAUACUCGCAAAUUGAUCUAUAAAUAAACUAGCAGCUGUUGUCAAAUUUUUUAAUAAGUUA
Molecule: messenger RNA, 471 nt
Organism: Drosophila ananassae
Lineage: Eukaryota; Metazoa; Arthropoda; Insecta; Diptera; Drosophilidae
Exons: 2
Coding region: 34-399 (121 amino acids)
Source: RefSeq, a predicted model, not a curated record